Molecule: messenger RNA, 846 nt
Organism: Aspergillus versicolor CBS 583.65
Lineage: Eukaryota; Fungi; Ascomycota; Eurotiomycetes; Eurotiales; Aspergillaceae
Exons: 1
Coding region: 323-754 (143 amino acids)
Source: RefSeq, a predicted model, not a curated record
CGACGCGUUGAGGGCCCUACCAGUUGGUAACUCCUGACUCGUCCAAUGUUUCUCAGUUACGGGGUUGCCCUUGACCUCGACGACAGAGGGAAUGGCAGCCUGUGGCUCUUCGGAUGGGCCAGAGUCCGUAUGAGCAUACCGGGCGAAGUUCACCUGUGGGACGCGCGAAGUCCAAGGCGCGGUGUUCCGCACAUUACGGCGGGCCAAGAAACCAGUACUGGCACUGGAGCUGGCAAUGGCAAUGCGAGGUGUUGCGCGCAAAGAAAGGCCACCGAUACGGCGACAAUUAGCUUGAAGCAGACCUCUGGAAAGUCUGGCAGCCAUGGUUGAGUUGAAGCUUGGAUGGAUGCGAUCAGCAGGCUCUUCGCGGCUGAUGGCGACCAUGACAGAAGCUCCACCCGCCCCUGAUCUCGGUCUGGGUACGUCACACCUGAGAACCCCCGGUUCCACCCAUGGAGUUGACGCAGACCAUGUCAGGAUUCAUCAUGAACACUUCCUCCAGAGUAGUAUUCGUAUCUACUGCACAGAGGAUGAAAGUGAAAGGAUCCCAGAGACUCCAGAUCAGCUGCCUUCCCGAUUAGGCAGGAUGUGUUCACGUGCAAUGACAACAAAACAUUAUGCUCAUAUUAUGCUCAUUUUAUACUCAUUAUAUGAUUGCAUUAUGCUCGCAUCUCUGCUCACAAUAUAUACUAUUACCAUGUCCUAUCACCUGUAUCUGGAGAGUUAUCAGGCUUGUACGGAGUAUGGACGGUAAACAGAGCCACCAACUUGAAGGGAGAUCGUCGCUGCAGCGCGAUUGACACGAUCAGCCAACCAACCAACGAGCUAACUAUGGAGCAGCGGGGG